This is a messenger RNA of Talpa occidentalis (Iberian mole), 3530 nucleotides long. It is a transcript of the gene NLRP6, whose product is annotated as NLR family pyrin domain containing 6. Gene Ontology annotation, cellular component: cytoplasm; canonical inflammasome complex. Gene Ontology annotation, molecular function: vasopressin receptor activity; peptide binding. Gene Ontology annotation, biological process: regulation of inflammatory response; acute inflammatory response; response to bacterium. The record is from RefSeq and is a predicted model, not a curated record. NCBI's taxonomy places the organism in Eukaryota, Metazoa, Chordata, Mammalia, Eulipotyphla, Talpidae. The transcript is spliced from 10 exons. Bases 1 to 2853 code for a protein of 950 amino acids.
AUGGCUGCAGUCGCCCAGCUGUCGGACACAGGGCCCCAGAGUCUGGCCCCAACAGUCCUCGAGCCGGCAGCCUCUGUCCGGCGCGGCAGCACAGGGCCAGCAGGGGCCGAGGGCCUGCUUUUCCUGGGUAGGGCCACCUCUCUGACUGCCCCCUGCUUGAUCGCUGACCCGGGGCAGUAUCCCAUGGACAGGGAAGAGGCCUCUGGCUGCCAGGGCAGCGUGGAGUCCCGCGCCGCCGCCGCCCGCGAGCUGCUCCUGGCGGCGCUGGAGGACCUGAGCCAGGAGCAGCUGAAGCGCUUCCGCCACAAGCUGCGGGACGCGCCGCUGGCCGGUCGCAGCAUCCCCUGGGGGCGGCUGGAGUGCGCGGACGCCGUGGACCUGGCAGACCAGCUGACCCACUUCUACGGGCCGGAGCCCGCGCUGGACGUGGCCCGCAAGACCCUGAAGCGGGCGGAUGUGCGCGACGUGGCCGCGCGGCUCAAGGAGCAGCGGCUGCAGCGGCUGGGCCCCAGCUCCUCGGCGCUGCUGUCCGUGUCGGAGUACAAGAAGAGGUACCGCGAGCACGUGCUGCGGCAGCACGCCACGGUGAAGGAGAGGAACGCGCGCUCCGUGAAGAUCAACAAGCGCUUCACCAAGCUGCUGAUCGCGCCCGAGGCCGCCGUCCUGGAGGACGAGCCCCUGGACCCCGCGGACGAACCCCGGUCUGAGCGCGCGCGGCGCUCGGACACCCACACCUUCAACCGGCUCUUCAGCCGCGACGACGAGGGCCGCCGGCCCCUGACCGUGGUGCUGCAGGGCCCGGCGGGCAUCGGCAAGACGAUGGCCGCCAAGAAAAUCCUGUACGACUGGGCGGCGGGCAAACUGUACCAGGGCCAGGUGGACUUCGCCUUCUUCCUGCCGUGCCGCGAGCUGCUGGAGGGCCCGGCCACGCGCAGUCUGGCCGACCUGCUCCUCGAGCAGUGCCCGGAUCGCGGCGCGCCUUUGCGGCAGAUCCUGGCGCAGUCGGAGCGGCUGCUCUUCAUCCUGGACGGCGCGGACGAGGUGCCCGCAGACGCCGCGCCCUGCACAGACCCGUUUGAGGCGGCAGGGGGCGCGCGGGUGCUGGGCGGCCUGCUGAGCAAGGCGCUGCUCCCCCAGGCGCGCCUGCUGGUGACCACGCGCACGGCGGUGGCCGGGAGGCUGCAGGGCCGCCUGCGCACGCCGCAGUGCGCCGAGGUGCGCGGCUUCUCCGACAAGGACAAGAAGAAGUACUUCUACAAGUUCUUCAAGGACGAGCGGCGGGCGGAGCGCGCCUACCGCUUCGUGAAGGAGAACGAGACGCUGUUCGGGCUGUGCUUCGUGCCCUGCGUGUGCUGGAUCGUGUGCACGGUUCUGCACCAGCAGCUCGAGCUCCGCCAGGACCUGUCGCGCACCUCCAAGACCACCACCUCGGUGUACCUGCUCUUCAUCACCAGCAUGCUGACCUCGGCGCCCACUGCCAGGCCUCAGGUGCGGGCCGAGCUGUGCAAGCUGUGCCGCCUGGCCCGCGAAGGCGUCCUCGCGCGCAGGACGCGGUUCCCCGAGUGCGACCUGGAGCGCCUGGGGCUGCAUGGCUCCGAGGUCCAGAUGCUGUUUCUCAGCAAGAAGGAGCUGCCCGGUGUCCUGCAGACCGAGGUCACCUACCAGUUCAUGGACCAGAGCUUCCAAGAGUUCCUUGCCGCUCUCUCCUACCUGCUGGAAGAGCAGGGUGCCCCCGGGGACCCCGCGGACGGUGUCGGGGCGCUUCUGCGCCGGCACACCCAUCCGCUUGGCCACCUCACACUCACCACGCGUUUCCUCUUCGGGCUGCUGAACGCGGAGAGGAUGCGCGACAUCGAGCGCCACUUCGGCUGCGCCGUGUCAGAGCGCGUGAAGCAGGACGUCCUGAGGUGGGUGCAGGAGCAAGGCCCCCCCAGAGCGGCACCAGAGCUGCCCCAGGAGGCCGCAGGGCUGGGGAACGCUGAGGAGCCGGAGGAGCUGGAGGAGCCCGAGGAGCGCAGCUUCCCGCUGGAGCUGCUGUACUGCCUGUACGAGACGCAGGAGGCCGCCUUCGUGCGCGAGGCCCUGCGCGGCCUCCCGCGGCUGGUGCUGGAGCGCGUGCACUUCAGCCCCAUGGACGUGGCGGUCCUGAGCUACUGCGUGCGGAGCUGCCCCGCGGGACAGGCGCUGCAGCUGGCGGGCUGCAGACUGGUCGCUGCACAGGAGAAGAAGAAGAAGAAGAGCCUGAUGAGGCGGCUGCAGAGCGGCCUGGGCGGCGGCGCGAGCGCGCCCACCGCCGCGCGGAAACCGCAGGCCUCCCUGCUGCGUCCGCUCUGCGAGGCCAUGACCGACCCGCAGUGCGGCCUGAGCAACCUCACGCUGGCCCACUGCAAAGUCCCGGACCUGGCCUGCCGGGACCUUGCUGAGGCCCUACGGAGGGCGCCCUGCCUGGUGGAGCUGGGCCUCCUGCACAAUGCACUCAGCGCGGCCGGCCUGCGAGUGCUGGGCGAGGGCCUGGCCUGGCCCCAGUGCCGGGUGCACACGCUCAGGAUGCAGCAGCCCAGUCUCCAGGAAGCCCUCCAGUGCCUGCUGGGCGUCCUCCACCAGAGACCGGCACUGACCACCCUGGACCUCAGCGGCUGCUGGCUGUCGGAACCCACGGUGACCUGCCUGUGUGCUGCCCUGCUGCACCCAGCGUGCCGCCUGCAGACCCUCAGGCUGACCUCGGUGGAGCUGAGCCAGCUGUCGCUGCAGGAGCUGCAGGCUGUGAAGGCUGACCGGCCUGGUCUGGUCAUCGAGCACCCAGCGCUGGACAGCCACUCAGAGCCUGAGCUGGGGUUGAGCAGCACCCUCUGAGGCCCUGGGGGCCAGAGGGGGAUGGUGGGUGCAGGCUCCAGUGACCGGCAGAGUUGACCUCCCCAUUCCAGGGGGAGAGGGUGUGCUCUCUGCCCUGGGCCUGGACAGGCUUCAGGCGUGACCCUCCCCCACAGGUUAUGCCUGUGUCCUCCACAACCUGGCUCCUCGCCCCAGCCCUGCACCCGCAGGCGCCCCCCUGGUGUGCAUAGCCAGACCAACCCUUUGCCGGUCCCACCCGUCCGCAGUGCGGCCCCUCGCCCUGCACCUCUGCCAGAACUUAGCCUGAGGUGUCCACUCAUGUCCACAGUCAUCAGGAGUGGAGCUGGAAGAGUGGCCGGCACUGGGCGGGAGGUGAUGGCCAGGUGGGUGGCCUUCGUGCCAUAAUAAAUUCUCCUUGGGGAGCCUCCCUGGUGGCGCAAGGAGUCAAGCACAGCACAGUGAAGCUAUCAGCAACCUCUGCAGCAAGAGUUUGAUCCCUUGGCCAGCCAGGGACACCCACAUGGCACAGCAGACCUCUCCUGUCUCCCCCCUGCUCCCCUCAGCAGUGUAUUUCAGCUGAUAUACCUGUUCUGUUCCCCACUCUGUCUCUGGUGAAUCCUCUCACUCCCUCUACCUCUGGUCUGUACCCCAAUUCUUGUAUGCAUAAAUAAAUUUUUACAAAUAAAUGAAUCAAUGAA